Cornus florida is the source of this 1484-nucleotide messenger RNA. RefSeq names its product protein PATRONUS 2-like. Gene Ontology annotation, biological process: regulation of mitotic cell cycle. The transcript has 7 exons. The record is from RefSeq and is a predicted model, not a curated record. Bases 675 to 1241 code for a protein of 188 amino acids. NCBI's taxonomy places the organism in Eukaryota, Viridiplantae, Streptophyta, Magnoliopsida, Cornales, Cornaceae.
UAUAUUAUAAAAAAUAGUACACUGGCUUUUUAAAUGAUAUACUUAUUUUGGACGAAUAAGAAAAAAGUGCACGCUUGUUUCCGGAUGGCCUGAGUAUCAAAAGUGGUGGAUUUUUAUUUUAAUUUUUUUUUUUUUUUUUUAUAAAAUUCUUAUAUUUAUCAUUUAAAUGAUGUGCUGGUAACUUUGUCAUUUUCCUUGCAUUAUAUAUUUGUCAUUUUUAUUUUUAUUUUGGUAUGUAGCAAAAACCUAUUAACGGUCUUAUUUUGAUAUUUUCCGUCUUUGCCUCCUACGCCUCCUUUCAAAUUUCACAAAGUCUCAUAGUAGCCCUCUCUCCGUCUCACACACCACACAGAACAGACAACAGACACAUCUCCACAAAGCGGUCCGUUGAAACACUUGAUCUCUGGUUGUUACGCUUGGGUAUAUAAUCUUUCAGCCGUGUCUGGUCUGUAUAGUGAAGGGUCCCAUGUCUGUGUUGUGUCGUGUCGACACAGAAACCCUUGCCAGCGCUGGUGAGUCCAGGUAACAUGAAGGCCUGAGUAUUGAAGGAAUACUUGAAGAGCACUGCAGACAACUGAAGUUGACUUGGAAUCCCCACGACAAAACAACAAGAAAUCAUUUGCAAGGCAGAGAGCCUAGUAUUUGAGUUUCUGCAUCAGCAAGAGAGAAGAAACAUGGCAACUCACCUCACUCAAAGUCAAAGGCGGCUGAUUAUUCAGGAUGAAAACUUGGGCACCCACCACAAAAAGGCUGUGAUUGAUGGAAAAAUUAAGAGUUCUAAGCCUGUUGUUAAGAAAGGUGGAAUGGGCUUUGGAAAUCGUAAGGCUCUUAAUGACAUUACGAACAAGUCAUCACUUCAUCCUGAAACAUCAUCAAGGAAGAAGAACUUACCUAAAGAGGAGCCCAAUAAUAUUACCGAAGAAAUGUUUUUGCAUGAUCACAAGAAGUGCAUUGAGGCACAACUAACAGCAAUGAGUCCUUCUUGUUUCUUGGACUUAGUUCUUCCUGGACAUGAUUCUGUACCAUCUGUUGAAUUUUGUGAGUCUAAACCAUCCAAGAUUGAUAUUGAUAGCCUCCGCUGCUACCCAGAACCAAUGGAAUUGUCCAUGUCUGAAUUCUCUGAUUUGUUAGUGUGGGACUCUCCACAAUCUUCUCCAUUACACUUGGACUCUCCGCCUUCCUCUCCUUUUGCACGGGAGAACGAGCCGGUUGAAUUUCUGCUGAAGGAAGAAGGUUGUUGAAUUUUUCUUCUUUGCUUCAGUUUCUUUGUCCAUGAUAUGUGUUUUUCUAACUACUAAUUGUACAAGGAAAUGUGACUUCUUUGCUCCAGUGUCUUUGUUGAUGAUAUGUGUACUACUAAUUAGAUAAGCAAAUGUAACUUCUUUGCUCCAGCUUCUUCGUUGAUGAUUUAUGUUUUUAAAUACUAGUUGUACAAGCAAACAAUUUCUUACAUUUUUAUCAGAGCUUUUUCAUGCUUGUCUAAU